AAAUAUCCAAAAUAAACUGUAAAUAAUAACAUUGCUCUAUUAUUAAUUAUCUAAAAUGACCAGUUCGUCCGCAAAAGUUGACGAUAUAUUUCGCGAGGCGGGAACAGCGUUCAACAAACUUUCUGAGAUGACAAUGUCAUUACAGGCUGCGGAAGAUUCAUUUGCAACAGAUGUAUGGAGCCCCGAGGACUUAGAGGCACUGCGCUCUAGUGUGCACCGCUUUGCUGUUGAACUGAAUAAAAUUAGUCAACAUAUAAAGAUCCGAACCAUGUUCCACUUACGCCGUUUUUUGGAGAUGGACAGCGGCGCAAUCCAAGACGUCCAAGGAUCUCCUCCCGACGCUAACCAAACAACAUGCGGCAUAACAUCCAUGUAUAUCAUUCAGACUCCAUCGCUGGCUACUUGGCUUGCUUAUGCGGUUCCGGUAUCAACAUUCAUUCCAAACAAUAAUCCACAGCCGACAAACCGACCACAGCCGCCUCAAGCGACGCCAACCAACCAAAUCAACCAACCUUCGGCAUCUAAUGUAAUGCUUCCAGACUUCGAAAUCCAAUCUUUAAUACAGCAACAACCUGUUCUGGACUUAUUGACCCAGGAACCAAGUCUACAACUGCCGGUUGUUAAUUCAGAGUCUCCAGAAGAUAACGAAACAUCAGAAAAUGAGCUAGACGGCUUCAACCCGGAGGUAGUGCCACCUGUUCCUCCGGAGCAGAUCCUACAGCCUGAGAAAAAAAGAAAACCAAAACGAAAAGAGCCAGAUCAUCAACCGGGUGAAGGUGAAGUCAACAAUAACGAGUGUGGGCUUACGGUGCAGCAAAUCGUUCGGUAUCUUGACUUUGAAAACACAUUAUCUACGAAAACGCAGAUGAUGUGUCAACCUAACGAGCAACCAGCUAUUGAAGUACCACCAUCAAUUGGAUUAGCUGGUCCAGUACCAAGUAUUAAUGCGGAAUUACCUUUAAUCAGUGGCCAAGAAAAUCAAGUUACCGCAGGUCAAAAUUACCAACCUAGCAGCUAUGUCGCUAACCAACUACAUUCUGAAACCACGCGCUUGCAAAACGACAACGACUUCAAACUAAAAACCAAUACUAGUCUGGCUGCAUCACAGCAACAACCGGUAUUGUCCCCUCCAAAAGAAUACAUAGUUGUAGAUCACAAAACAAAUAACAAAACGGUCGAGGAAAAACCCGAUCCGUUCAUAUUUUGCGACAUUGUAGAACCAGCUCCGGACCCUCUUAGCACUUUCCGCGCCCGUUGGUGCUUUAAGAAAUAUGGACUUUCGAACCAGUCCACCAGUCACCAGCCACCGGCUACAAGCGAUGUAAACGCAAUGCAUUCAUUAGAAAUGACUCCAAAAAAGAGUCCUAACAAAGACACUCCUAAAACUGCUGAAGCGGCAACACCAAACACGACCUCGUCCGAGGCUCGUGUCUUAACAAGGUCAAAAAGUCGCCACGGAGGACUCCUGGAACCAUUGCUGCCCCCAAAGCGUUCCCGAAGGGGCACAAAGAAAAUAUCUGAGAAAUGA
Spodoptera exigua (beet armyworm) is the source of this 1528-nucleotide messenger RNA. The record is from the annotation of a GenBank genome assembly. Lineage: Eukaryota; Metazoa; Arthropoda; Insecta; Lepidoptera; Noctuidae.